Molecule: messenger RNA, 1995 nt
Organism: Penicillium macrosclerotiorum
Lineage: Eukaryota; Fungi; Ascomycota; Eurotiomycetes; Eurotiales; Aspergillaceae
Product: alkaline phosphatase family protein
Exons: 3
Coding region: 1-1995 (664 amino acids)
Source: RefSeq, a predicted model, not a curated record
AUGGCGUCCUUGCCGCGCAUUGCCGCAGUCAUAAGUUCUGCAACAACUCGAUGUUUUGCCUUCGUCUUCUUGAGAUGGAUACCUGGCCAUCCAUUUGUACCAAUUGUCAUCACCUCGCUUGCAGUGUAUCUUUCAUCGCUGUACACUUUGCUUAGAAAUGAUCAGCCUGGUGAAGAUCGCCCGAGGAAGAACCGCAAGCGUACUGCCAAAUAUACCAAAAGCUCAAACACCGACCAGGCUGGUGAUUCUGCGCUGAAAACUUUAUUGACGGGACUCCCUUACAAAAGAUCGCCGCUGUGGACCUGGACGACCGCAAUGGUCAAUGUCAUAGCGGCGUUGCUAACUCUUGACUUUUUGCUUCGCGCGAUUGUAUUCUACCCCAGUUCUGAUGUCUCAUUCUCACGUAUUGGUUAUGUCUCCCCGACUACGGCCAAUCUACUUUUCCGUGAGCCCGAUUUGGCUCAACUUCCAGUGAUUGUUUCAUACCAGGAGGCCUCGACACCAGCCUCACAGAAAUGGAUCCAAGAAGGUACCGUCUACAAGCUGGACAACAGUACUGAUUAUACAACCAUGGUCACCUUGAAAAAUUUGAAGCCGGCAACAAAUUACCGAUAUUCUUUAUCCAACAACAAGACUGGCGCUUUUGUGACAGCCCCACGACCUGGAACAAGCGCCGCAAACCGACUCUCUUUCGUCACAUCAAGUUGCUUGAAGCCAAACUUUCCCUACAACAUUUUAUCUCAUCCAUUGAGAGUCCCAGGGAUUGAGCAAAUGACGGAGGCGCUUGGGAGGCUUCCAAAAUUUCUUAAACCUACAUUCAUGCUUUUCCUUGGAGAUUUCAUCUACAUCGACGUCCCUUUCCGCUUAGGCUCUUCUAUGGAACAUUAUCGCAGUGAAUACCGACGGAUAUAUUCAUCCCCAUCCUGGGCUUCCAGCUCAAGCGAUGGGCCAGCCUUUGAUUUGCCAUGGAUCCACACACUAGAUGACCAUGAGAUCGAAAACGACUGGUCUCACGGUAACAAGACAGCACCAUAUCCGGCCGCAUCCGACCCAUUUCUGCACUAUCAUGUUGCAGCCAACCCACCGGUCCCAGCGAAGCCUUUCGCUCACCCUAACGACGUCACGUAUUUCUCAUUUGUCAAUGGACCGGCCUCGUUCUUCAUGCUAGAUACCCGAACCUACCGUUCUGAGCCAGCACAGGAGAACUCCACAAUCCUGGGUUAUGCUCAACGAGAAUCACUGCUGGCAUAUCUCGCUAAACCUGAACCAGCUGAUGUACACUGGAAGAUCAUCUCUUCCAGUGUUCCUUUCACCAAGAACUGGCAUGUCGGGACAACCGAUACCUGGGGCGGUUUUCUAAACGAGCGUCGUACCAUUUUUGAAGCAAUGUGGCGUUCAGAGCGCGAGCUUGGCGUUCGUAUCAUCCUCUUAAGUGGUGACCGUCAUGAGUUUGGCGCAACCCGAUUCCCAGAUCCAACUCUCAACCUGGAUAAUACAGAGCUUCGACCUAACACGGAAGGUCAUGGUCUGCACGAAUUUAGUGUUGGUCCCCUCAGUAUGUUCUAUCUGCCCAUUCGGACAUACCGUCAAAAGGAUGAUGAGGACGUGGCGGUGAAGUACGUCCCAGACGGAAACAGCAAGUUUGGCUUCAUUGAAAUCUCCGACGGUGUUGACGAGGCCGAUUCGACUGCAUCUGCCCCAGUCCUCAUUCGAAGCUCUAUGCUCACCUAUUCAUUAUAUGUGGAUGGCGAUGUCGUUUGGAAGUACCGGCUUAGUGUGCCUUUAGAUCCCGCAGCUGGCACCCGUGCGGCAUCAGGCUCAGAGGAGGUUACUCACCUACCCCCCGGUCGAGUCCUUGAGGAUAGUCUGUUCGACAAUGGCUGGGAUGUCAUUUUCAAGACUGUAGUGGGUCGAACGGAGGAGAUUGUGCGCUGGGCCGUCGACACAGCCAGUGAAUAUUACUAUGAAAGGAUGGUAAAAUUGCAGAAAACAUAA